CCAAUCUUACACAUCACGACUGUUUUCAACUUUUCAGUUUAGCACUAAGCAGCGAUGUUUAAACAAAAAAAGUCUUCUUCUCGCCCAAGUUCUGGGCCGAAAAAACGCGAUUUAGAUAUGAUAGGUGGAUUGGGUAUGAAUGUUGGUAUUGAUCCAAUGACAAUGUUUGGUGAUGGAGAUGAAAAUGACGAUGAUCUUGAAGCAGAGUUAGCAGCUCUUCGGGGUGGGCAGCCACAGCAGAAACAAAGAAGACCAAAAAGAAAUCUUAUGGAUAUAUCCUCAAUUGAUGCGAUGGCAGCCGAGUGUAUGAAGGACAUUGACUACACUGAAGAUGAGGAUAUUAAUGAUCCUGAUUUACUGGCAGAACUUGACAGCCUUACUCCAUUGGAGAGUACUCCAUCUUUAGAUGGCACUCCUGUUUUACUUCCAACUAAAGCAAGAAGGGAAGCAGUUCCUGGUAAAGAACUGCCAAAACAAUCGGGUGGUGAUGUAGUUGUAAUCACAGAACGUAAGGCAAUGUACGAAACUGCUAUUGCUAAUGCAGAGAAAGCUGGCGAUGGUGGGAAGGCUAGAAGAUUUAAAAGAGGUUUAAAGACAAUUGAUAAAAUGUUAAAAGCGCUCAAAGUGGUAAAGAAGUUAAUAUGGACGAACUGCCUCCACAAGUAGCAACAGGUGGUUCUAAACCAGCAGCACCAACACAAUCCAGUGUAUCUGAAACACCCCCUAUGGUCACUCCUCGAUCAACCUCCUCCAGAGUCCCUAGUGAAGCUACUAACAAUGACCCUAAACAACCUCCAGCUGUACCAUCUAAACCAGUACGUACUCCAAUUACACCUCUAGUUCCUCCAAGAACACCCCCAGAUCCUACAAAAACACCCCUAGUUCCUCCAAGGACACCCCCAGAUCCUUCAAGAACACCAACAGUUCCUCCAAGAACACCCUCAGAUCCUUCAAGAACACCAA
Xenia sp. Carnegie-2017 is the source of this 963-nucleotide messenger RNA. Its product is annotated as coiled-coil and C2 domain-containing protein 1-like. Gene Ontology annotation, biological process: regulation of transcription by RNA polymerase II. The record is from RefSeq and is a predicted model, not a curated record. The transcript has 7 exons. The coding region runs from base 55 to 666 and encodes 203 amino acids. Lineage: Eukaryota; Metazoa; Cnidaria; Anthozoa; Malacalcyonacea; Xeniidae. Gene Ontology annotation, cellular component: nucleus. Gene Ontology annotation, molecular function: DNA-binding transcription repressor activity, RNA polymerase II-specific; RNA polymerase II cis-regulatory region sequence-specific DNA binding.